AGAGAAAAUUCCACGUGACCACACGGUAGAGAGACGCAAACUCCUAAUAUACAGCCAGCAUCAGAUAAAACCCAGAUCCUUCUGUACACCAGGCGAGGGAGAUAACAUUGCUGUCUUACCAUAGACACCGAAUUGUGCACUGAGCUGUGGAAGGAUGAGUCUAUCUCUCGAUACUCAUCUCACGAAUGAGCUUUCGAAGCUGAUCCUCUUUGAUUUAUGUUAAUAUCAAAAACAACUAAUUUCUUUAAGUGUAUUUUUUCUUUUCAUGUGUUUUUCUAAAGAGUAGAUUAUUUUGAUAUAUUCUGUUAAUUAAAGUUAAAUCCCAACAGGUGUGUACAGUAGCCGUGUGCAUUGUGUUUGUACACAUAGGAUGCAGGUUCACAUUCCAGGCAGUCUCAAUGUCAAAAACGACAAUGAAAAUAUUUUAAGAAUUUUACUUCCUUCUUCACCGUCGCUAUAAGAGAGAGGCCCUGGUCCAGCGUCUCACUGAGCCACACAGCGAGCGAUCCCAGCGAAGCCAUGGGUCAUGGCGAGCGCAACUCCCAGUGAGAGUGUGGAUAGUGAGCUGUGCUGCUCCAUCUGCCUGGACACGUUCAUCUGCCCAUCCACGCUGAGCUGCGGACACUCGUUCUGCCUGCGGUGCCUGGAGGUCGCCUGGGAGACGGCGAGCAGCUUCAGCUGCCCGCAGUGCCGAGCUACCUUCCCUGUACGACCCCAGCUGAGGAGGAACGUGGCCCUCGCCAACCUGGCAGAGCAGCUCAAAGUUGGAGACGUGAUGGCCGCGGUCGUCGUGUGUGACAUCUGCAGCGAUGGCCACACUCCUGCAGUGAAGACCUGCCUGAGAUGCGAGAUGUCCUACUGUUUUUCUCACUUUAGGCCUCACCAGGAGAAUCCCAGGUUGAGGGACCACACUGUGGUGGAUCCUACUGCGAGCUUGGAUGAGCGAAGAUGUCCUAAUCACAAAAGGGAGCUGGAAUUCUACUGUACAGUAGAGAGCAGCCUGGUCUGCUCAACUUGCACCAUCGCAGAUAAACACACAGGACACAAGGUCCUGACGCUGAAGGAUGAGCACGAAACACGGAAGGUGAGGCCCUCAGAGUGAGACACCAUAACACGAUCUGACCAAAUCUGUCACUCUGCUACACAACAUCUAAUGAAAAACAUUAUCGUGUGUUCAUGCUCUCCC
Messenger RNA from Petromyzon marinus (sea lamprey), 1186 nucleotides. NCBI's taxonomy places the organism in Eukaryota, Metazoa, Chordata, Hyperoartia, Petromyzontiformes, Petromyzontidae. The record is from RefSeq and is a predicted model, not a curated record.